Molecule: messenger RNA, 984 nt
Organism: Gongylonema pulchrum
Lineage: Eukaryota; Metazoa; Nematoda; Chromadorea; Rhabditida; Gongylonematidae
Source: the annotation of a GenBank genome assembly
AUGGGAUGCCCGAAACAGUUCUCCUUAGCUGGUGGCAUGGGCGCUGCACUGUUAUCAAAACCGGAGAAAGCCAAAGAGAUCGUGGAAGCAUGUGUUGCCUCAUCGACGAUACCAAUUUCUUGCAAAAUUCGUGUCUUGGACAAGCGAGAAGAUACACUUGAAUUUGUGAAAAUGCUUGAAAGAUGUGGGAUUUCGGCGAUCGGAAUACAUGGGCGGCGAAGAGAUGAACGACAGGGUGAUGCAAAUCGUGUGGAUGAAAUCCGUGAAAUUGCUCGGGCAGUUUCCCUUCCUAUUAUUGCGAAUGGAUCAUCGAAUACGGUUAAAGAAUAUGCUGAUAUAGCGAAGUUUCGAGAACAAAGUGGCGCCAGCAGUGUGAUGUUAGCAAGAAGGGCACUCACCAGUCCCAGCAUAUUUCGUCCAGAAGGCCUUGCAACCAAUGAGGAAGAAAUUUGUGACUUUCUUAAACUGGCAUGCAAAUAUGAUGAAAAUUUCACAGCAACAAAAUACGUGGUGCAAAGAAUGCUCGGAUCCAAACAGGAAUCGGAUCCACGUGGAAGACAAACUGUCAUGGCGGCCAGUGUUUUGGAUAUUUGUAAAGCAUGGAGUGUUAGUGAUAUCUACGAAUAUUACAAAAGUGUUCGAAGGCGAGCUCAAAAACGGUCAUUCCAGUGCGAUGAACAAAUGGAUGUACAGUUCAUUGAUCUCACAUUUCCAUCUAAGCGGCUAAGAGACCGGCAUGGCUCUGUAACGCCGAAAUGCGUCCUCAAUGCACUGUGUGAUGAAAGUGAAAUCAAAAGGCCCGUUUAUGAAUGUAAGUACCGUAAAACUGACAAAAGAUUUGAGGCAACGAUUGAGGUUGGAGGAAAGAAGUUCUCGUCACGCAUCGGGCAACCAAACAAAAAGAUGGCUGAACAGGUCGCAGCACUGGUCGCGUUAGUGGGCCUUAACAAACGAGAAAGACUGCCUGGCGAGUGGGAGGAAUGA